Molecule: messenger RNA, 1856 nt
Organism: Schistosoma rodhaini
Lineage: Eukaryota; Metazoa; Platyhelminthes; Trematoda; Strigeidida; Schistosomatidae
Source: the annotation of a GenBank genome assembly
AUGAACUUGGUUAAAAGCCUGAAGUUGGUCACAACCAGAUCAAAAAUUUUGCAUUACUUAAUCGAGGAUAAUUUGGUAGGUAAGACUACGGUGUAUCGGUUUUCAACCAGACCUGGAUUGAUUUCAAAUUCCGUCAAGACAACUGCACGUUCAAAACCUUUAUCCCUUGUUGGUAAACAUGCACCACUGACCCUUACAAAGUCGGCCGUAGCUCGAGCUCUACAGCUUUUGCAAAUGAAUCCAAAAGCCACAGGUUUACGAAUUGGAGUUAGGACCCGUGGAUGCAACGGCUUGUCAUAUACUUUGGACUUUUGUUUUGAAGGACGCCAACCUGGAGAUGAGGUUGUAGAACAGGAUAAUGUGCGCAUUUUUAUUGAUCGUCGAGCACAGCUGACGUUAUUAGGUAAAAUCUUACUUUCGAUGGAAGCAUACCAUAACUGAGUCGCAGGCGAACAAAGCUUACAACUUCCUGAUUUGUCAUUACAUCCCAUAUACCAUCGCAACACAGUACAAUAAAUUCGUCGUCUUCGACUGAAAGUCGUCGAACAAAAACAUCCGGAUUCGCAGUUACGAUUUGGUUUUCGGCAGACUGAUGUGGGUUACGCUUGAAGACAAAAUCACCGAAAGCUCGUGACAAUGCAAGGUUCCCAUUCACACGUUUUGCAUCGACCCAACCACCAGCAGCAGAAAUACGCUCUUUCUCAGCACGUAGAGUUGGUUUGUGAUCUGUAGACAAAGGUUCUGCGACUCCACGUCUGCUGCAUACUGCACGGCUGUCUCCAGCAUUUCCGCAGUAAAGCAUUUGAUCUUUCAAUAAGACUAUUAUUCCAGUAGAUCCAGCCAAUUCAUCGCCUGGAUUUGGAAUUUUCAAAGAGAAGCUUGCUUUACUGUCAUUCGUUUCAACAGUACUAUCUUUCACUGCCACAACUGAACCAGUACCUGUUAAAUUAACUGAGCUGUCUAGUUUCGGUGUCGAUGGUUUAACAGAAUAUGUAGUCAUUUCAGAUUGCAUCUCAGCAUCCAUAGAAAGAAAGGCAUGACGAAUAGCCUCUUUUAUAUUGUUUCGACCUAAAAUGGAUCAGUUAACGGCUAGUUAUGUAUUGAAAUCUAUUUAAGGAUAUAAUAUCUGAUGACCAAAUUAUUGUUUUAUUUACACAUGUUCGCUUCCACUUAUGUAAUAAGGAAAACAACAAAAAGUAUUUAUAAGUUGGUGUGAACUGCUUCAUAAAUUUGUACUACUUUAUUGUUCAACAGUAAAUCAGUAGUUUGGUUCUUUUAUUUAGGAUGCUUUAUCGUAGUUCUACAAAUACGAAAAGUGCCAAUUCAUCGUUCGCUCAAUUUGUAGUGGGCAAACAUCUAUACAAACCCACAGCUCAAUAGGACUCGCUGAAAACUGCACAGUAACCCCACAAACAUGCGGGAGUUGGUCAGUCGGUCAAAGCGAUGAUCAGUUUAGUUUCUAACCCUAAUUCAGGCGACCCGAAUGAUAUUAGGAAUGUUGUAGAGAACAGCAAUGACGGAAAUUGUGGUAGGUCCCGCAAGGUCAGUCACUACGUCUCAAGUUUGAAUUAUAAGACUAUAUUUAUCAUCAUAUAUUGCAACCACAAAGUAUUAUAUUUACCAUUUUAUGAAGAAAUAGAUGAGUUUUAUAAAUAUUAUCGGCGAUUCCAAUGACAUAAUAUUACGAGGAUGAAUGAAUCCAUAACGAUCCAUAUAACUACCAGCUGUUCACAGAGGAUAGCUUUACUAACCGAAAUGACUAAUACAGAAUUGGUGUCUACACAGAUAAUGAGAAACUACAUAGAUAUCACUACGUACAAACAUAUAAGCCAAAAUUCACUUAGUAUUGUUUGUUU